Camellia sinensis is the source of this 1890-nucleotide messenger RNA. The record is from RefSeq and is a predicted model, not a curated record. Lineage: Eukaryota; Viridiplantae; Streptophyta; Magnoliopsida; Ericales; Theaceae.
UGUACUCACCAAUUCAAUCUCCUAACAACCCAUUAUUCAUUCUCUUCAUCCAAUUCAUUCCCAAUGGAUACCAAAACAACCCAACAAGAAAUUAUCUUCAGAUCAAAAUUACCAGACAUUUACAUCCCAAAACAACUUCCUCUCCAUUCAUACUGUUUCGAAAACAUUUCGCAAUUCAGCUCAAAACCAUGCCUCAUCAAUGGCUCCACUGGUAAAGUCUACACAUACUCUGAUGUCGAACUCACAUCCCGCAAAGUCGCCGCAGUUCCUGAAUUCGUCUUCGCUUUCCUCGGCGCAUCCUAUCUCGGCGCAAUCAUAACCAUGGCAAACCCAUUCUUCACACCCGCCGAGACAAUCAAACAAGCAAAAGCUUCAAAUUCUAAACUCAUCAUUACCCAAUCGAGUUACACAAGUAAAGUACUCGAUUACUCAAGCGAAAACAACGUGAAGAUCAUCUGCAUCGAUUCUCCUCCAGAUGGGUGUUUACAUUUCUCCGAAUUGAUUCAAUCCAACGAAACCCAAUUGCCAGAAGUGGAAAUCGAUUCAAACGAAGUCGUUGCUUUGCCAUAUUCAUCAGGAACAACGGGUCUACCAAAAGGUGUGAUGUUGACCCACAAAGGGCUCGUGACGAGCGUGGCACAGCAAGUCGAUGGAGAGAAUCCAAACCUGUAUAUUCAUAGUGAAGAUGUGAUGAUGUGUGUGUUGCCAUUGUUUCAUAUAUAUUCGCUCAACUCGGUUUUGCUUUGUGGGUUGAGAGUUGGGGCUGCGAUUUUGAUUAUGCAGAAGUUUGAGAUUGGGUCGUUUUUGAAGCUGAUUCAGAGGUAUAAAGUGACGAUUGGGCCAUUUGUGCCGCCGAUUGUGUUGGCGAUUGCGAAGAGUGAGGUGGUGGACGACUAUGAUCUGUCGACGAUUCGGACUGUGAUGUCUGGUGCGGCGCCGUUAGGGAAGGAGCUUGAAGAUGCUGUCAGAGCUAAGUUUCCUCAUGCCAAACUUGGCCAGGGCUAUGGAAUGACAGAGGCAGGGCCAGUAUUGGCAAUGUGCUUGGCAUUUGCAAAAGAGCCCUUUGAGAUAAAAUCAGGGGCAUGUGGGACCGUAGUGAGGAAUGCAGAGAUGAAGAUUGUUGACCCUGAUGCUGGCUUUUCUCUGCCUAGGAACCAACCUGGUGAGAUUUGCAUUAGAGGUGACCAAAUCAUGAAAGGUUACUUAAACGAUCCAGAGGCCACAGAGAGAACAAUAGACAAGCAGGGAUGGUUACACACAGGGGAUAUAGGCUACAUUGAUGAUGAUGAUGAGCUCUUCAUAGUUGAUCGGUUGAAAGAACUGAUCAAAUACAAAGGGUUCCAAGUAGCCCCUGCAGAACUUGAAGCCCUUCUACUCAACCAUCCCACCAUCUCUGAUGCUGCUGUUGUCCCGAUGAAAGAUGAAUCAGCAGGAGAGGUUCCAGUUGCAUUUGUUGUGAGAACAAAUGGGUUUGAAGUCACUGAGGAUGAAAUCAAGAAAUAUAUCUCCGAACAGGUGGUUUUCUACAAAAAAAUAAACCGAGUAUACUUUGUUGAUGCCAUUCCAAAGGCACCGUCUGGCAAGAUCUUGAGGAAGGACUUGCGAGCAAGACUAGCUGCUGGUAUUCCAAGCUAAUUUCCAGAUCCAGAAGUGCCUGCUUCCAUUAUAUAUAUGUGAACUAAAAGCAAGGGCAGGGCACGAUCUCUUCAUAUCCCUUGAUGAUGAUGAAGUAGUGCAAGUACAGUUGCUAUGAAGCCUCUUGUGAUGAUGAAGAGCUGUAAUUGCCAAAUUUGCUGAAAUGUUUGUAAAACAUACAUUAAAAGAACUUUUGAACAUGAUUACGUGACAUAUUAUUUCUAUGAAUAAAGGUUGAGACCCCUUGACCCCUUU